Molecule: messenger RNA, 1329 nt
Organism: Musa acuminata AAA Group (dessert banana)
Lineage: Eukaryota; Viridiplantae; Streptophyta; Magnoliopsida; Zingiberales; Musaceae
Product: zinc finger protein CONSTANS-LIKE 5-like
Exons: 2
Coding region: 179-1090 (303 amino acids)
Biological process (GO): regulation of flower development
Cellular component (GO): nucleus
Molecular function (GO): DNA-binding transcription factor activity; zinc ion binding; protein binding
Source: RefSeq, a predicted model, not a curated record
CCACGAAUCCAAACGAACCGAGAUAACUCGACCGUAGAAGGCCGCGAUGAUCAGGGAAGCGGAGGGAAAGGGAGGGUAUUGGGCGCGGUAGGCGGCGAGGCGGUGCAAUUCGUGCAAGGCGGCGGUGGCGCACUUGGACUGCCGGCCUGACGCGGCCUACCUGUGCAGUGGCUGCGACAUGAGGGUGCACGGGGCAGAGCAACUCGCCUCGCGGCACAAGCACGUGUGGAUUUGCGAGGCCUGCAAACAGGCGCCCGCCGCCGUAAUCUGCAAGGCGGACGCCGCGGCCCUCUGCGACGCCUGCGACGCCGACAUCCACUCCGCCAACCCCCUCGCGUGCCGCCACAAGCGAGCACCCAUCGUCCCAUUCCUGGAACCCAUCGCCGCCCCAAUCAAGCCCUCCACUGCCUCCGCCGCGUUCGCCUUUGGCGCAGGGGCUGGCGACGGCGUCGACGAGAAGGAGGAGAACGAUGCGGAGGAGGCUGCCGCCGCCUCCUGGAUCCUCCCGAACUCCGGCCACGCUCAGUUCAAGGGCUUGAUAGAAGCGCCGCUGCUAAAAUCGAUGGAGUACUACUCGAGCGUGGGUUCUUACCUUGAUUUGGAGUACGCCCUUUCGAUGGAGACGCAAUUCCACCAGAUGAACAGCGUCGUCCCCGUCCGUGCCAAAACCGCCAUCGUGGACAGCGGAGCCCCGCCUAUCUCGUCGUUCCUCCCGCCCGAUGCCGGCGCCGAGCUCGAUUUCGUCCCAACAAAGCCCUGCCACACCAUCCACUCCAUGAGCCAAAGCAUGCCGCCGUCGGAGGUGGGAGUAGUACCUGACGAGAGCGGCGGCGCCGGGAACGCAGCGGCGCAGAUGGAUCGGGAGGCGAGGGUGAUGCGGUACCGGGAGAAGCGGAAGAACCGGCGAUUCGAGAAGACGAUCCGGUACGCGUCGCGGAAGGCGUACGCCGAGACGCGGCCGCGGAUCAAGGGCCGGUUCGCCAAGCGGGCGAGCAUCGAGGCGGAAGUCGACCGCAUCUACUCCUCCGCGUCCGCCGCCCCCGCAGCACUCAUGGCGGACGCCGGAUUCGGCGUCGUGCCCUCCUUUUAAUGGCGAUCGCCGCCUUCUUCCACACCAAGAUGUAUGUACUGGUGUUUAUCACGCUCUCCUUCCAAUUUACUCCAUCUGGUGUUUAUUAUAUACGUCGAGAGAGAGAGAGAGUAAAAACAAAUCUGAGCAUGGCAAUUGAUGCUUCAUUUUGGAGGGAAGAGGAGAGUUUGAAAUAUAUUCCAUUGGCGCCAUGGAAAUAUAAUAUAAGAAUAGGAUGUGAGAUUGCUUUCUUGUGUUUC